UUAACGAAGUUUCCAGACAGCGAAGGCCCUCUUGAUAAAAAAUGAUGUGAGCGGGAAAGCAAUUUGCUUGAUUAUGUAGAACAGUGCAGGGAGUUGAGUCUGGAGAAUAGGGAUGAUAGAAGGGGGAGGUUGGGGGCAGGGUAGCAUAAAUCGCUGACGCUUGACGCCAAAGCAGAUUUGUCGCAUAAGUCAUGUCAAAUUACGAGAGAGUCAAGGGAACAGACAGCAGGGAGCAGGGAACAGAGCAGCAGGGAGCAGUAGAAAGAAAGGCUUGCCACCGAAAGUGGCACACAAAAUCUGAAAAAUUACAUUCAAUUAAAGGUAAGAGGGAAAACGGUGGCGUUGACGUUAGUCCUUGUUUGACAAGCAUUUUUUAUGAGAGUUUUUAAUGAAUUUAUUUUAAGUUCUUCUAGCAAAUGUGUUAAAUUUAUGAUAAAUAAUUGUUUUUUUUUUAAGAAACUAAAAAUUGAAAUCGACUUUACAAAAAUGUUUCCUUAGAAUUUGAAUCCUAAGCAUGCUUUGAUUUUCUUACCAUUCUCAGUUAAUAUUUCCCCAACACAUGUCAAAGAUACACCUAAUCUUGAUACUCUUAAUCCUUCCAUUGACCAAAUCCAAGUACAACGGAUCUCUUGACAUAAUAUGCGUGGAUUGCAAGAAGGUUCUCACCGAUUGCGAAAUUUCAACAACCGGACAUAUAUGCAGAGUAGCUAGAAAUUCGCCUCGCACUCAUUGGACUCACAAGCCCGAGUAUCAUCUGGAUUUGCGAAAAUGCAUUCCGAAAGAAGAGAAAGUUUUGUGUGUUGAGGAUAGAAAUUUUAGAUAUGCCAGCGUUUGGUCUCCCUCACUUGGCUGCCAAUUGAUUAUUCAUUCUUCUUUUAUCACCCGAAUGAACUGUCAUGGAUCCUCAAGGCACUGUCCUUGCCAGAAAAGAGAAUCUUCAGCAAAGGAUAUAAGUUCAUUGGCAGUCAUGAUUUGCUUAAAUUUGGUAAUAGUGGGCUUAACUUCUAAAUUUGUGAUUUGAUAUAAUCGUAUAUUGUACCUAAUGUAGUUCCAAAAGUGUUUUAGCAAGGAAUUGAAUUUCUUUUCCAUUUUAUCUUACAAUUUUAAGCAGUUUAAAGUAAAUUCUUUGGACAUUAAUGAUUUAGUUUAGUCUGCCUGAAAUUGUAUGAUAAAAACGAACAAAAUUGUAUAAAAAUAUUUACUAAGAAAACAGAAACCCUUCCCUCCUUUCUUUGUCAUUUCUUUUCCAAUUUCGAAAAUAAAACCAAACCAAAAAUGCUUAAACUCAAAAAUGAUAAAGUUAUACCUAACUCUUAUACUUUUUGGUCUGCUAAAACCACUAACAACACUUAAAUUAGAUGGUGAAAAUGCCACAAUAUGCGUUGACUGUUCUAAGGACGACUAUGUUGAUUGUAGAAUUGGGACUACGGGCUUUGAAUGCUUUGUCGAUGACAUGCUCUACAAGGAAAUAAGAAGCACUGAUUUAAGUCCUUUCGAAACCUUAGAUUUGAAGGUAUGCAUUCCAGACGAUUUAAAGAUUGAUUGCAUUAAAGAUGAAAAAUUCGAAAAAGUCAUCGUUUGGUCUCCUGAACUCGGCUGUCAAAUAGUGAAUAAAAAGGGCCACAAAGAACAUACAUGUUUCAGUGCCAGUUUGAUAUGUCCAUGCAUUAAGGAUAAAAAAGGAUCUGGAAAUGUUCAUAAGAACUGUUGGCUUGUGUCUACUAUCAUAGCCUUAAUGCAACUGUAUUUUAAUUAAAAUCUCAGUAGAGGAUAAUAAUAAAAUUCAUUUUUACUUUCCCUUAACAUUACCUUAAUAAUCCUCCCUCAAAAGUGAUGACUUCAUCUCUGACAGCCAUUUCUAGAACUCCAUUUACACCAUUUAUUUGGUGCCAACCUAAUCGACCCAACUCUGGCCCGAGGAACAUUUCAAAUCAUCAUCUGACCAUGAUUGAAAAGUCACCGCCCUGUGUCUGCUCAUCCCUGAAUUUUCCUACUCCCCUCGCUAAACGCAAACCAUUGGCAUUGCAAAUGCCUUUGGCCCAAGUGUCGUGCCAUUUAAAUGAGCUUGUCAAGUCGGAUUUCAGCACAUUAAUCACCACGCACAUCCAAAAGAUAUAUAUAAGAUAUAUAUAUAUAUCUAUAUAAAUACAGUGAGGGGAAGUGUGAAAAGGGGACCUGACUCUGGUUAAUGGCCAAAGAAAAGGAUGGGGCGUGGCAGCUAUUAGCACAACGGCGAAAGCUAAACAAAUUACUUGUGGACCCAAAUGACAGCCAGAAACAAUUUCUGGCCACUUUGCCAGCUAAAAUCAUCGUCUUUUGCGUCU
This is a messenger RNA of Drosophila eugracilis, 2324 nucleotides long. RefSeq lists its product as uncharacterized. The transcript is spliced from 3 exons. NCBI's taxonomy places the organism in Eukaryota, Metazoa, Arthropoda, Insecta, Diptera, Drosophilidae. Bases 1292 to 1756 code for a protein of 154 amino acids. The record is from RefSeq and is a predicted model, not a curated record.